AUGGGCAGCGAGGGCACGCGACUGACAGGGCAGAGCGCAGGAAAGGCCACUGCCGGCGAUAGCCCGCUCUCAUUCUCAAGAUGCAGCGCCACAGGAAAUCGAGACCAUUCAGAUCACGAGUGCCAAAGUCAAGGGGUCAGGAGCUGUGGAGAGUGCCUGGCAGCUGGACCACACUGUGCCUGGUGUACUGAAGAGAGUUUCGCAGAAGUGGGACAGCACAUAUGGGAGCGCUGUGACACGGCGGAGGCGCUGCUGAGGAGGGGCUGUCCCUCCGAUCGCCUGGAGGACCCCAGAGGUUCUGCUGUCCUUCUGAAAAACCGAAAGAUCACCUUCCACCCCAAAGAACAGAGGCACCGGGCGCACCACCGGCAGGUCACCCAACUCCAGCCCCAGUCUGUCCUGCUGCACCUCAGGCCAGGUGAGCCCCAAACCUUUGAGCUGAAGUUCAAGCGUGUGGAGGACUACCCCAUUGAUCUGUACUACCUCAUGGACCUGUCCUUCUCCAUGGAGGACGACCUGCCAAACGUCAAGAAGUUGGGGACGGACCUGAUGGAAGAGAUGAGGAACAUAACCAGCGACUUCAGAAUGGGCUUUGGUGCGUUUGUGGAUAAGACGGUGAUGCCGUACAUCAGCACCGCGGAGGACUUGCUCCACAACCCCUGUAAGAGGGCCGAGCCGUGGCCCUGCGCCCCUCCCUUCACUUACCACCACGUCCUGAGCCUCACCGCCAACGGAAGCCUGUUCACGGAGCUGGUGGGGGGGCAGCGGAUCUCCGGCAACCUGGACUCACCGGAGGGGGGCCUGGACGCCCUGAUGCAGGCCACUGUGUGUGAGGAGCAGAUCGGCUGGAGGAACGUGACUCGUCUGCUGGUGUUCUCCACUGAUGCUGGCCUCCACUUUGCAGGGGAUGGCAAGCUUGGAGGCAUUGUUCUGCCCAACGAUGGAAAGUGCCACUUGCAUGAUAAUGUGUACAGCAGAGGAAAUUCCCAGGACUACCCCUCGGUGGCCCACAUUGCCGAGAAACUGAGAGAGAAGAACGUCCAGAUCAUAUUCGCAGUGACUGAGGAUGUCACCCACUUGUACAAGGGCCUGAGACAUGUCCUCCCCAAAUGUGCUGUGGGAACACUGUCCAACAACUCCCACAACAUCCUGCAAAUAAUAGUUGAAGCAUAUAAUGCGCUGACCUCUGAGGUUGUUAUGGAGAAUAGCAAGCUGCCGCCGGGCUUCCACAUCUCUUACGUUUCACACUGUAAGGACCACAAACUGAGGGACGGGGAGCAGGGGAGGCGGUGCUCCGACAUCUCCAUCGGUGACGAGGUGAGCUUUAAUGUAAGCAUUACUGCACCUCCAUGUGCGACUAGUUCACACAGGCCAUCCCGUGUUAUUAUUAAGCCCCAAGGCUACAGUGAGGAGGUGGAGGUCCUGCUGAGUCCCAUUUGUGGCUGCUCAUGUCAAAAGGACAAAGUCCCACACAGUCCUUCAUGUAGCCAUGGCAACGGCACUCUGGAGUGCGGAGCAUGCAGGUGUAAAGAGGGGAGAGUCGGAACAUUUUGUGAAUGCAAUCAGGUGGAGUCGGGCGAGGCGGUUGACUCAUACCUUUGUCACCGUGACAACGCAUCAGAGCAGUGCAGUGGACAUGGACAGUGUGUUUGUGGGAAGUGUGUUUGCGAUAAGAGCAGCAAAAAGCCUAACCAAGCUUAUUACGGGCAGUACUGUGAAUGCAGUGAUUUCAAUUGCGAUCAGUACCAAGGACUGCAAUGCGGAGGUGGAGGGCAGGGCAGAUGUGUGUGUGGGGUGUGUGAGUGUCUCCCAGGAUUCAGUGGGCGCGCGUGCGAGUGCCCUCUCAGCGUGGAGUCCUGUCUGUCGCAUGAUGGACAGGUAUGUGCUGGCAGAGGCGUCUGCCACUGUGGUACCUGCAUCUGCCAGGACCCCCGCUACCAGGGCCCAACGUGUGACCUCUGCCCUUCCUGCCCCAGCGUCUGCACCGUGCACAGGGAGUGCAUCUUGUGCAGGGCCUUCUCCCAGAGUUUGAAUCCCAAGGAGUGUGAGACACGGUGUGCCCACCUGAACCUCACUGUGGUGGGACAGGCCGCUCUGCUAGCCCUAGUCCCGCCCUCUGCAGGUCUCCACAGGUGUAUGGAACUGGACACCGAGGGCUGCAGAGUACACUUCCUGCUCAGGGCUGGACAAAAAGAGGGCUCUGUCCACAUUCAUGUUGCCCUUGAACGAGAAUGCCCAUCAGGUCCUAAUGUGGUUCUGAUUACUGCAGUGGCAUCAGCUUCUGUUGUGGUGCUGGGUGUGGCUUUUUUGCUGCUAUGGAAACUACUCACCAGCAUCCAUGACCGCAGGGAGUUUGCCCGCUUCCAGAGAGAGCUAGAGAAGAGGCGGUGGAACAGGAGGGACAACCCGAUCUACAGAAGUGCCAUCACAACUACUGUCAACCCAAAAUAUAAAGAACAGUGACAGCGCAAAUGGGAACAGAUCCUCUUUUCAAUCAGGAUCCCUGCUGUGCGACACAAUGAAACAACAUCCUUUACCUGAACUGUUGCCAGCAGUAGGUCCAACUUGUUCAGCAGGGUG
Messenger RNA from Myripristis murdjan (pinecone soldierfish), 2580 nucleotides. RefSeq names its product integrin beta-1-like. NCBI's taxonomy places the organism in Eukaryota, Metazoa, Chordata, Actinopteri, Holocentriformes, Holocentridae. Gene Ontology annotation, molecular function: fibronectin binding; laminin binding; integrin binding. Gene Ontology annotation, cellular component: focal adhesion; integrin complex; synapse. Gene Ontology annotation, biological process: cell adhesion mediated by integrin; cell migration; cell-matrix adhesion. The record is from RefSeq and is a predicted model, not a curated record. Bases 1 to 2463 code for a protein of 820 amino acids. The transcript has 17 exons.